Molecule: messenger RNA, 721 nt
Organism: Xenopus tropicalis (tropical clawed frog)
Lineage: Eukaryota; Metazoa; Chordata; Amphibia; Anura; Pipidae
Gene: or5ar55
Product: olfactory receptor family 5 subfamily AR member 55
Exons: 1
Coding region: 71-721 (216 amino acids)
Biological process (GO): G protein-coupled receptor signaling pathway; signal transduction; detection of chemical stimulus involved in sensory perception of smell
Cellular component (GO): plasma membrane; membrane
Molecular function (GO): olfactory receptor activity; G protein-coupled receptor activity
Source: RefSeq, a predicted model, not a curated record
UGUUAUGUUUCCAUUACUGUUCCAAAGCUGAUAUCAGACUUAUUAACAGAAAGAAAAACAAUCUCAUUCUAUGGCUGUGCAAAUGUACUGCUUUUUCCUUCUGUGUGGCCUGGAGUGCUGUAUGUUAGCAAUCAUGGCGUACGAUCGGUAUAACGCUAUAUGCCAUCCCCUCUUGUACCAAACCAUUAUGAACAGAAAAGUGUGUGUUCAGCUCUUGGCUGGGACAUGGAUCAUUAGUGUAAUAAACUCUUUAAUACAUACUCUCCUUACCUUCUCUUUGCCUUUUUGUGAUAAUGUUAUUAAUCACUUCUUUUGUGAUAUUCCUCCCUUACUGAAACUGGCGUGCAAAGUAAACCUAAUGAAUGAAAUCGCCCUCUUUGCCAUCGCUGGCUUCAUUAUUAUGGGAUCAUGUGUUUUUAUUGUGAUUUCUUACACGCAAAUCAUUGCAACUAUUCUAGGUAUCCAUUCGACUUCAGGCAGGAGGAAAGCGUUUUCAACUUGUUCCUCUCACUUGACAGCAGUUACAAUAUAUUAUGGGUCUGGCGCUUUUAUGUAUUUAAGACCCAAACCAAACCAAUCUUUGGAUCAGGACAGACAGAUUGCCCUUAUGUACACCGUUAUUGCACCACUGCUCAAUCCUUUCAUAUAUACACUCAGAAAUAGGGAUUUCAAGGUAGCUUUUAUAAAGAUAAUACAACAUAUGUUUUCUCAAAAAUUCUAG